This is a messenger RNA of Soboliphyme baturini, 657 nucleotides long. Lineage: Eukaryota; Metazoa; Nematoda; Enoplea; Dioctophymatida; Soboliphymatidae. The record is from the annotation of a GenBank genome assembly.
AUGAAGAGACAGUCGAUUUUUGCAUGUACUACCUGCUGUGGGGCUGACAAAGAACCUGCUGGGUUCUGCAUUGGUUGUCUUCGUUGCCACGAUGGUCAUGAGAUUAUCAAUCUUUACACUAAACGAAAUUUUCGCUGUGAUUGCGGAAAUAGCAAAUUCGAGACGAAUAAAUGUUCUUUGUUCCCGGAUAAAGAUCCGCUAAACAUAAGCAACAAAUAUGGUCAGAAUUUCAAGGGCUCAUACUGCACUUGUCAUAGACCAUAUCCAGAUCCGGAAAAUGACAUACCCGAUGAAAUGGUUCAGUGUGUAAUUUGUGAGGACUGGUUCCACACAAGGGUGAGAAAGCUGAAACUGGUUUCCAAUCUGAACGCCACUUCAGGUGAAGUCAUAUGCCAGAAUUGCACGUCUUCUCUGCCGUUUAUUUCUGCAUAUUGCAAUGUCACAGAAGGCGCAGCUGACGGCGACGUAAACGGAUACAACACUAAUCAAAUUCUUAUGCAUGAGAAUCUCCUGUUUAGGAGGAAGUUGAAGGACGAAGACGAACGAAAGGCGAAGAGGGACGAAGAGGCAAUGCGAAAAGAAAUUGGCGGCUGUGGACCAUAUAGUACAGAACGACGCUGUCUCAUAUUAUUGGACAAAAUAAGUGGAAUCCACUGA